ACCUGUCUCAUCUCAAUCUAACUUCUAUAACAAGUAUGAAUCAUGACUGGCACGGGAGCAGAAGAAGUGCUCACCAUGGUAAACGCUGUGAGGAUGAGGACGAGUCCGUCUACAUCGGUGUUCCGGUGUCGCAGGGCACCAGGAGGAAGCGCAGGCAUCACCGGCACACAUCACGCCAUUCACACGACCGGGACAGUCAUGACAGACGGCACAAUCGUCACGAGCACACGGAUCGAGAGGAAGCCUGUGAGCCUGAUGAUGAGCGGGAUUCAAAUGAGCUGCUCUCAGACAUCAACUCCACCAUGUCCCCCGCUGCAGAGAGACUGCGUCACAUUCUCAGAGAGGACGAUGAACCCACACCCACUCUUUUCACUGAGAUGGACACACUGCAGCAUGAGGGCGGAGAGAUGGAGUGGAAAGAGUCGGCCCGGUGGGUGAAGUUUGAGGAGAAGGUUGAGGAGGGUGGAGAGAGAUGGAGUAAACCUCACGUGUCCACGCUGUCUCUGCACAGUCUGUUUGAACUGCGCACGUGUCUGCAGACCGGCUGCGUUCUGCUGGACCUCGAGGGAUAUUCACUGCCGCAGAUCGUGGAUGACAUUGUAGAGAAGCAGGUGCAGAAGGGUCUUGUAGCUCCAGAGAUCCGCGAGAAGAUCAGUUUCGUUCUCCUGCGGAAGCACCGUCACCAGACCAAGAAGCCCAUCCAUCGCUCGCUGGCAGACAUCGGCAAAUCCAGUCCUUCCAACCCCAGUCCUCGCUCUGCUUCAGGUGUUCAUCGCUCCACUGAGGACCUGCGUUCUCGACAGAGCGGAGGUCUCAGUAAACUGCAUCCAUCUCAGUGUCGCAGUAUGAAUGAUAUUUCCGUCACGCCCAGCUCUGAUCAGCUGAAAAACAAGUUCAUGAAGAAGAUCCCGAGAGAUGCAGAGGCGUCCAAUGUUCUCAUCGGAGAGGUGGAUUUUUUGGACAAACCCUUUGUUGCAUUCGUCCGUCUGGCUCAAGCCGCCACACUCGGAGGUCUCACUGAAGUCCCCGUACCAACAAGGUUUCUCUUUGUGCUGCUGGGACCAAACGGCAAAACCAAAUCCUACAAUGAGAUCGGCCGUGCCAUGGCUACUCUUAUGGUUGAUGAUCUCUUCAGUGACGUUGCUUAUAAAGCCAGAGAUCGGGAGGAUCUGAUCGCAGGUAUCGAUGAGUUUUUAGAUGAGGUGAUCGUUCUUCCUCCAGGAGAAUGGGACCCAAAGAUUCGCAUUGAGCCUCCCAAAAAACUGCCUUCAGCAGAUAUGAGGAAGUCUGUUUUCUCUCUGAAUGAACUCGGACAGCCCAAUGGAAAUGCAGGAGGAGGUCCGGCGUCCGCUGAAGAUGAGGAGAUGCCUGCUCCUCAUGAACUCGGAGAGGAGCUGGCGUUCACCGGCCGAUUCUGUGGUGGACUCUGGCUGGACAUCAAGAGAAAGAUGCCCUGGUUACUCAGUGACAUCUAUGAGGGUUUUCACAUUCAGUCCAUCUCCGCUGUGCUCUUCAUCUAUCUGGGCUGCAUCACUAACGCCAUCACCUUUGGAGGACUUCUGGGAGACGCUACAGAUAACUACCAGGGUGUGAUGGAGAGUUUUUUGGGCACGGCUCUGGCUGGUGCUGUCUUCAGUUUGUUUGGUGGUCAACCUCUCAUCAUUCUCAGCUCUACAGGACCAAUAUUGAUCUUUGAGAAACUGCUCUAUGAAUUCAGCAAAAACAAUGACAUUGACUACAUGGAGCUCCGGCUGUGGAUCGGUCUUCACUCAUGUCUACAGUGUCUGCUUCUGGUGGCCACAGACGCCAGUUACAUCAUCAAAUACAUGACCCGCUUCACUGAGGAGGGCUUCUCCAGUCUCAUCUCCUUCAUCUUCAUAUCUGACGCCAUCAAGAAAAUGACAUCAACCUUCAACUAUUACCCCAUCGAUCGAGACUUUAAACCCGAUUACAUCACCACAUACAGAUGUGACUGCCUGCCACCUGAUCAAGUCUCAUCGUUGGCUCACAAUGCUUCUUCUGGAUUAGGCAUAGACAACAUCACCGAUUACCCAAUGUUUAACUUCUCGGCUGUGGACUGGAGUCAGCUGAAUAAGAAAGACUGUGUGAGGUUUGGAGGGUCUCUGGUGGGCAAAUCCUGUAAAUAUGUUCCUGAUCUGGCGCUCUUGUCUUUCUUCUUGUUCUUUGGCACGUACUCCAUGACCAUCUCUCUCAAGAAGUUCAAAGCCAGCCGAUAUUUUCCUACAAAGUGUCGUGCACUGAUAGGAGAUUUUGCCAUUGUUAUAUCCAUCCUGGUCUUCUGUUCUCUGGAUUAUGUGAUGUCAUUGGAGACGCCCAAACUGCAUGUGCCCACCCAGAUUAAGCCCACCCGACCGGAUCGUGGUUGGAUCGUCAUGCCUUUAGGAAAGAACCCGUGGUGGAUUUGUCUUGCCAGCUUUGUGCCUGCGAUGCUGGUCACCAUCCUGAUCUUCAUGGAUCAGCAGAUCACUGCCGUCAUUGUCAACCGUAAAGAAAACAAACUAAAGAAAGGUUGCGGUUAUCAUCUGGAUCUGUUCUGGGUGGGCAUCCUGAUGGCCGUUUGCUCGUUCAUGGGUUUGCCGUGGUACGUCGCGGCCACCGUCAUCUCCAUCGCACACAUUGACUCUCUAAAGAUGGAGAGCGAGUCCAGCGCUCCCGGAGAGCAGCCGCAGUUUCUCGGUGUAAGGGAGCAGAGACUCACGGGCACAUUAGUGUUUGUCCUGACUGGAGUCUCAGUGUUUCUUGCACCAAUACUGCAGUACAUCCCCAUGCCUGUGUUGUAUGGCGUGUUUCUCUAUAUGGGUGUUGCAUCUCUCCAUGGCAUUCAGUUUUGGGAAAGGAUAAAGCUUUACCUGAUGCCGGCCAAACACCAGCCGGAUUUUGCGUUCCUGCGUCACGUCCCCCUGCGUCGUGUUCAUCUCUUCACGCUGGUGCAGGUCACCUGUCUGGCCGUCCUCUGGAUCCUCAAGUCCACUAUGGCUGCCAUCAUUUUCCCCGUCAUGAUUCUGGGUUUGAUGGUGGUACGGAAGAUGUUGGAUCUGGUCUUCUCGCAGCACAAUCUGGCCUGGCUGGAUGAUAUCCUGCCUGACAAAGACAAGAAGAAGAAAGAGGACGAGAAGAAAAAGAAAGAGAAGAAGAAAGCAAAGGCGGAUGAACAGAACAGUGAUGAAGAGUCAAAGAAACCCAGAGAAAUCCCACCCUCAGUGAAGAUUCCUCUGGAUCUCAUGAAUCCAAACCCUCCCAACUCAGAUCCCUCAGUGUCUGACUAAGUAGAAGUCUCACCCUCAUUUCACCCGAGGGCAUGCGAGCCUGACCUGGAUGACGUUCAUGAACCAGCCCGAACCUUCCGGCCGAUGCUCACACAGUCUGUUUGUCCUCACACACAAGCAAAUGUGUGAUAUUUGUAUGUACAUUACUAACGCAACAAGUGACGCACAUUCUCAAACCCACACCAGCCAUGUUGCAAGUGAGUCAUUUUAACUUUGGAUCUCUCUCAAGAUUCUUAAAUUAAAUCUUCCACAGAGCUGAUGCCAGUCUGGCACACAAACACACACAGAACAUUUGCUGUGUCAGUACACGAGAUUCACACAUCUACAUUCAGAUUCAAACACAGUAAGACUGAUGUACGUACUUGUUUUGGAAACUAAGAGAAUACCUGAAAAGAAGCAAUGAGAGAAUUGAAUUAUGUUUAUGAUUAUAUUAUAUAAUCAUAUUGUACAAUUUGCACUGUAUGAUAUUUAAUGUGCAUUUCAUAGAAUCUAGUGAGACAAUCACAAAUAAAUUGGUUUAUAGUUAGAUAUAAACUGAUUCUAGGUACUGUAAUAGAAUUUAUUGAAAUGUUGCGUUACAUUUUUUUAAACGUUCCAGUUGGAUUGUCGAUAUAGAUUUUGGGUUCAUAUAGUAACAUUUUCUGUUUUAAAAAUCAGAUAAUAGUAAUUUAGAAAUGGCAAAAUGUUUAUUUUAUUUCUGUAAUUUGACAGUUUUUGAAGAAUUUUCAUUCGAGAGCAGUGGAUUUUGUUUGUUUGUUUAUUAGUUUAAUUAAAAUAAAGAAAGUUGCC
This is a messenger RNA of Triplophysa rosa, 4076 nucleotides long. It is a transcript of the gene slc4a5b, whose product is annotated as solute carrier family 4 member 5b. Gene Ontology annotation, molecular function: monoatomic anion transmembrane transporter activity; sodium:bicarbonate symporter activity; solute:inorganic anion antiporter activity. Lineage: Eukaryota; Metazoa; Chordata; Actinopteri; Cypriniformes; Nemacheilidae. Gene Ontology annotation, biological process: bicarbonate transport; transmembrane transport; regulation of intracellular pH. Bases 36 to 3287 code for a protein of 1083 amino acids. The record is from RefSeq and is a predicted model, not a curated record. The transcript is spliced from 26 exons. Gene Ontology annotation, cellular component: plasma membrane.